AUGCUAUCAGUACUGCAUAAUGCAUGUAUAGGUGAACGAGGUAAGCAUUUUUCCCAAAAUUUGACACGAGUAAUUAUUUUUUAGGUCAUUUUCCUCCCGAAAUAUGAAAUUUGCUAAUAUUCUAGCCACGUUUUUUUCUGGCGGUCAUAUGUCUUUUUUUAAGCAUUUUAAACUGCCCGUUCAAGGUGUUGCCGUUCCAAGCGCUAAUUAGCAUUCCAUCAAGUAAAUAAUUUGUGAAAAAUGCCGUAAAAAAGUAAAAAAAUGUUUUCUUUAGCGUAACAAAGAAACCAUGGAUUCGAAGACUUGAAGCUUACCUUGUUGUAUUUCGCAGAGUAUUAGUUAAUUUUUUCAUCGGGAAAUAGUCCGCGUUCUGUGUGAUCAACGUAAGAUGAAAACUUGAAAAUAUAGAUUAGGAGUUUUAGUAUAACACGUUUUACGACCUCUUACUAUACAUUUUAUCGGACUCGCUUACUGGGGGAUUAUAUGCAAACAAAUCAGCGUUUUUGCUGACAGUCACAUGAAAUACCCUGAUUAUAUCCGGGAAGAAGCCUCUCAAAAGACUCCAGUACCCACGCUCAGCAAUUACUGUCACAGCUUUGUUCUCUGUAAUUUGCUAAGGUACUUACGAAAUUGCUACCGCUGCGAACAUUUCUACGGCUGGUGCUCACUUAAAGGUUUUUGUCCUGCAUUUAUCAUAGUUACCGAUUUGGUAAACAUAAUGCAGGUGGUAUUAAGCUGCGACGACUUUUGGCUGGGCGAUAAGACGGUCGCUACUUGCUGUAAGGCUUAUACGGCAAUAUCUACGCAAGAAAGUCAAACCAGUCUGUGCCUAUCUGCAACUGAAAUUACACUUUGCGUGUACUUAAGGCCGCCUGGUGUUGCUCUGAGACGUAAUCAAUAACUUUGAUACAUACCUUAUUCAUGCCCUGACUUAAACCACCAGAGGAUCAACAAAGCUGGUAAGCGUUAGAUUGAUCGCUAACGCCAGUCUUAUCUCGAGCUUUGCCAAACCUCAGAAUUAGACCGAAGCCCGCAAGAAAUUGUCUCGGCAACUUCUUGCCUAUGGUUAAAGGCAUAACUGACCCCAAUGUUAAAAAUAAUCGUGAUCAUGACUGCAAGAAAAAGUGAAACUCGUAGACUGAUCUUAACUCCGAGGAUAUGCAUAACCCUUUCUGGAACCACGUCCUACCCGUCCUUGUUUCCCACAAUUUAGGCUUUGCAUGCAACCAAUGACUGUAAGUCCAUAUUAUAACACGAAUGUAAACCUAAUCUUCAAACUUUUAUCCUAUGCCUAUUACCAAUCAAAAGUUAGGAUGGAAACUUGGCAGCAAGGGGGAUCAUUAUCAUAGCAUUCAGUUCUACGGCUUAUCUAAAUUGCAAUCCUAUAAUCGAUUAUUUUGACAUAGUUUCUUACGUUCAAAGGUGACGGUGGCACAGGAGAAGUAAUGCAGCGGAUAGUCUAGUCAACAAAGGAAAUCGGGCAUACAGUUCAAGCUACUAAUGGCUUUCCUUUCGCAGACGAUGUUGCCAAACCUCAGGACAUUUUCUGCUCUCACCACUGUAAAUGCUGAAACCAGCUCACGAAUUGUUCUUGGGAAUGUUAAACGAUCUUUCUAUCAAGACUGAUCAGGAGCUGCCAGUAGGAAGACCGUUUGUCCUACUGAGCCGAGUGCAAUAGCAAGCGAGGAAGGUGAUAUUGCCUUUUGACGUCCAACUUAUAAAAUCACCAAUGUCUGGAGAUAUUUCUUUAUAUUCGGGCACAUAAAUUACAGUGAGAAAGUGGGCUUUUCGGUGAAGACUGCAUUGGAAAAGUAUGUUGCGUGCUGUUAAGCAGCACUCCUUCGGGAAGAUAGCCAUCCUAAUGGAUCUGAUUUAGAAGUGCAGGCAGGUGAACUUAAGUUGGUAGGCAAAGAUUUAACGCCGGACACUGAAGACGGCAUGAUAUCGUAUGUUUGUGCGAAAAGCGAUAUCUGCAGCUUACAAUUUAGCGCUUAAGCGGUUGAAUUGAGCAUUUUUAUACUGCUCGUCAGAAAAUCGGUUUUUGCUGGAACCAGCAUCGUAUUAGCCGACCUAACGGGCCAACAUUUACCGCCGAUGAGCUACAAACGGUCCCUGCAGGCCGUUCGAAGAGCAUUGCUUACCCUGUAAAAGUGUACUGAAAUCGAUUCAAAUCAAUUCUUCGCAGUGAUGAGCCGCUGGAUUUAAGAAGCAUAGGAACGCACGACGAAGAUAGACAGCGCUUUUUGAAAACUCCGUUAUGAAAGCAGUCGAAAAUAAAAGAUGCAUGUCAUUCGUACGAAGCUUUUAAGACACGCCUAAAGUCUGGAAACAAGGCCUAUGUGGAACAAUAAUGCGGUGAAAAUUCUGGCACUCUUAAAUCUUGCGUGGUGGAGAGAGGGUUUUGAAGUGCAGGUGGAAGGGUAGGGCAGUUGAAGGGCUGCGGUGUACAAACUUAGAUUGAGAAUAAUUUUGCGUUUAGAAGCGGCCGCUUGAAAAAUAGCUCUGUUUCACCAAUUUUGGUGGUACAUCUGGGAAUCUUUUUGUAUGAAAAAGCUGUGAUGACAGUGCCUCAUAUAUUAUAAGAAAAGCUUUAAAGGACCGAUAACUGUCCAGACCCUAGCUACUCAGGUACAGGUUGCGCAGAAGGGAACGCAACACUCAGCAGUUAACAAUUAAUUUCAGUGGAAAAAGCCUUUGUAAAAUGUGCACCUCAAGUUUGCUUUUCGUUGAUUUAUUACGGUUCAAUGGAGGACGGGAUCUAUUUCUGACCAACUUAUGGUCUAAAGUUGUUUUUUUUUCACCAAUGGAUCAAUCGGCCGGCAGUGGGACGUACUGAUAUCGCUCAAAAAGUAUGAAAUCCAGUCCAAAGACUGUGGCCACUCAUCGGAGCACGUUUUGCACUUGAUGUAUAUUCCCCUUCUCAGGGUAGUCAACGUGAUGUAAGUUAGAAAUAUGGCUUAGUUUACAGCCUGCGAAUAAGCGAGUUCUCUUCUUUGUAGUUCUUGUCCUUUUUCACGGGUGAGUACUAACCCUUCUUCAUGCUUUCGGACCGCUCCACAGUAUAAAGACAUGCAAGUUUGUCACUAAUUCGGCUCUACUUAGGUAUGUUUUCUUCCGUUUGGGGACAUUCUAAAUCGUUUGGGCAGCCAUUUACCAGUCUGUCAUGCAUUUCUGUUACGAUGAUGUGAUUUCAGUUCUAAACAUUCGGCCAUACGCCGACGAAAGAAGUAGACCUGACGUUUGACCGAAUACUUCCUGGUUGUGCUUUCAUUGGUAGCUCUAGAAAUAUGCCCUCAUUUGAUGAGCCGAAGUUCACCAAUGUAAUUAUCAAUGAACCCUGACCCUAAUGCCCCCGUACUAGCUACAUUCGAAGUAUACAAGGGCAUCAAUGAAUAAUUAUUAACCUGUAAUAAUACCGCAUUUGUAAUGCAGAAUAAAAGAGGGUUGAGAACGGCAUCCUGGAAAAUUUCCAGUCAUGCACGUGGAAUGGAGCCGAGACAGACAUAGUGCAAGAAAUUGGGGAGACGAGGGACACAACCCUCGCUUCUCACUCUUCCUUUAUGUAAGAAACUUGCGAAGACGACAGAAAGAACCAUUGUGAAAACACUGGGCAGGCGUAGAUUAAUGCGCUUUACACAUUUCUAAGGGGAGCAGCUAUAAUUCAAUAUUAUGAUUGGUUUGGAGGUUUAUUCGCAAACAGGGUAAGUUUAAAAGUUGCGUACUUUAAACUCUAUGCAAAAUUUUACUCCAAUUCUUAAAUAUUGCCUAACACUUAUAAAUCCUACGACGGCCAUUUAUAAGCAAGACACAUAUAUUCGUAUACUGCACAUAAAGGGACUGAUUCAAAAGUGCAAUUAAUGUUCGAGGCACAGUGUUAAAGCCUACUCUCGCGGCUCUUCUAAAAUUUAAGUCUUCUUGCCAAAAUAAGAUGGCACGUAUGUUUUCGUCCGUUUGGGGACAUUCUAAAUCGUUUGGGCAGCCAUUUACCAGUCUGUCAUACAUUUCUGUUACGAUGAUGUGAUUUCAGUUCUAAACAUUCGGCCAUACGCCGACGAAAGAAGAAGACGUGACAGUUGACCGAAUACUUCCUGUUUGUGUUUUCAUUGGUAGCUCUAGAAAUAUGCUAUCAUUUGAUGAGCCGAGGUUCACCAAUGUAAUUAUAAAUGAACUGAAUUAUCCUGAGAAACAAUUAAGCGAAUAUGUUUCCUCGUUAGGUGGUUAUAUCGCUGUCACUAUGUGUACCUCUAAUGUCCCACUGUUAUUUCUUCGGGACGCAGAGUGGUAGAGUUGAAAUUAUCUGGUCUCUUGUAGGACACCUUUGAAAAGUGCUGAAAGUUUAUUUUUUGUCUUCAUUUUCGCCAAAACGUCCGAUAGACUAUAUCUAGGAAAUAGAAGUCGGUAUCAAUUAAACGAUUGAUGUGUAGUUAAUUUUUUCAAUGUGUUUUAACCUUCCAUUAAAGUCACAUGUUGCUAUACGGUGAGAUGUUACCGGAAAUGUUCUAAUCGGAAUGUAGUAAAAUUAGCAACCAACUAUUUUGCGACUAUUUUAAAGUUCCAUAUACUGGCGCGUAGGGCAUUUCCUAGUGCAAUUUUUUUCAAAAAGGCAAAAGUAUCAGUGUCAAUCGGACUUUUGUGGCUUGUAGGCGACCUCCUGACGUUCCUUAGGGACGCUGCUGAAAGCACAACGAACCUUAUUGAAGUGCUCGAGAGGGCGCGUGGCGAGUUCGUUAAAAUACGUAAUGAUUGCCUCAUAGCAUCGACUGUGGGAACGUCAGCCUCAACCUUAGGAACCGUCCUGUCCGUAAUCGGAUUGAUUGGGCUACCGAUUACUCUCGGGGCUUCGUUAGCACUGACUAG
Molecule: messenger RNA, 4857 nt
Organism: Spirometra erinaceieuropaei
Lineage: Eukaryota; Metazoa; Platyhelminthes; Cestoda; Diphyllobothriidea; Diphyllobothriidae
Source: the annotation of a GenBank genome assembly